AUGCAAACUGAAAAUCAAGUCAACUCAACGAUUACACUCAGUCAUCAUAACUGCGAUACAUUGAUCUGUCAUACUUGUUUGUUCUUUAAAAAUAAAGAUACAAGCUUUGCUUCAAUUGAUGCAGUUGCAAAGAAUCUAGCAUUACAGGUUGACGCCGGUUUUCGAAACGUUAGAUUAUCACUAAACAAUGAAAUAAAUCAAACGAAACAGCUCAUUACUGAAACUCAUCGUAUUCAUGAAAAGAAUCAAAAUAAAAUUCAUGAAGCAUUCGCAUCGUUACAUCAACUCAUCAAUAAACACGAAGCUAUAUUGAAAGAGAAUAUUGCGACAAUUGAGAAGGAUAAUACCAAACAACUGAAUGAUUAUGAAAUUCACCUGCUUAAGAUAGAAAACUCACUCGAUUUCCAACAAGCACAGUUUUGUGAAAUCGUAUCUAAAGGACAACAUGUACAACUUUUACAGAGGGAGUACGGAUCAGUUGAUUAUCUAAACAAAAUACACAAAGAGUUGGGUCGAUUAAAAGCUCCCAGAAGAACUCAAUAUGAUCUUCAAGGACUUGAAAAUUUGUCUAAAAUCAAAGAUGAAAUUCUUCAAUGUGGAACAGUCGACCCAAAGGUAGAUAACUCCUUGGCAUACGAAAAUUCACGGCUUGAAAAGAUAAUGGUUCAACAAACGAAUCCCAAAAUGAUUGAUUUGAGUGAUCAACAAUUGAAUGAUCAAGAUGUAAAACUUUUGGUUGAAAAAUAUCAUGAAAUUACGGCAUUAUCUGAAUUCAAUAUAUCAAAGAAUCAAAUCAGCAGCAAAGGGAUUAAAUAUCUUGCUAGUAUGUUACAACAGAACAAGGAACUAUCUGUAUUAAUUCUUGGCGAUAAUCAAAUAGGACAUAGAGGCACACAGUAUCUGUGCCAUGCAUUAGAAAAAAAUAUGACGCUUACUACACUUGAUCUGGAAUCGAAUCAAAUCAGUGAUGAUGGGGUAAAACAUAUUGCUACAAUGAUGAACAAUAUUACAUCUCUAGAAACAUUGAAUUUACAGCGAAAUUUUGUUGGUACUAAUGGACUUAAAGAUCUAGCCCAAGCAUUGAAGAGAAACACAGUACUCACCACUUUGAAUCUGUCUUGGAAUAGAAUUGGAGAUAAAGGAGCAGAGCACAUUGCUGAUGCAUUGCGAGAAAACAAGACACUCACUACGCUUGAUCUUCAACAAAAUUGUAUCGGAUGUUUAGGAGCAAGUCAUAUCGCUAAUGCAUUACGAAUCAAUACAGUUAUUUGA
Rotaria socialis is the source of this 1272-nucleotide messenger RNA. Lineage: Eukaryota; Metazoa; Rotifera; Eurotatoria; Philodinida; Philodinidae. The record is from the annotation of a GenBank genome assembly.